Messenger RNA from Sporisorium graminicola, 1434 nucleotides. RefSeq lists its product as uncharacterized. The record is from RefSeq and is a predicted model, not a curated record. Bases 1 to 1434 code for a protein of 477 amino acids. Lineage: Eukaryota; Fungi; Basidiomycota; Ustilaginomycetes; Ustilaginales; Ustilaginaceae. The transcript is spliced from 2 exons.
AUGAGCUUCUCCAAUUCGGCCGCCAGUCGAUUCUCUGAAAGGAGCGGAAGCACCACAACCACGUACACCGUCGGUAACCCCGUUCGUCGAGCUUACAACGAGCCGUCGCAAACCAUGACCAUGACCAUGCCGUUGACCGGCCUCUCGCCGCCCUCGAAAGGCUUCUUUACCCCCUCGUCCAUGCCCACCUCGAGAACAGAUGCCUCCUCCAACGGUGUUAUCUCGUCUGCUGUGCCAAGUCGUGGUCGCCGAAGAGAAUCGAUCACAGGACAGAUGCGUCGAAAAGCUACCGACACCGCGUCUGCUGCUGGUGCCGGCGGUGCCUCUGGUCUCUCCAUGAGCCGUGCCGCUCCAGGCGGGCCCGGUUCGCCCACGGGACGCGCAAUUCCCAUGAUGGCUCGCUCGCCUCGUAUGGGCAUGGCCGAGAUGGGCGGCGGUCUUUCGACUUCGUUUGGUGCGGCCGCCGAGGCGCUCUCGCUCUCUUCGUCCAUCACGUCCAACUCAACAGUGGCUCCUGGUUCGUUCCAGGCACGCAGCAACGCACAACCCAUCCAGCACGAGGGUCGUUCGCAGGGACACUCGCACCUUGGCGUCGAGUGCUUCGGCCCCUCGAGCCUGGACAGCACCAUGCCCAUGCCGAGUCCAGGCAUGAUCGCCAACGGACCCAAGCGCGACCGUCGCUCGUCGGUCAGCUCCACAGGCACCAUCGGCGAGGAUGAUGACGACGGCAAGAGCAGCAAAGGUGGAAAACACGAGGAGCUUCACCGUUGCGAGAGCUGUGCCAAGGUGUACCGUCACCCAAGUUGUCUGAUCAAGCACCGCUGGGAGCACACGGUCUACUGGAAGGAGGCGUCCAAGUUCCUCAUGAGCAAGCACCAGCAGGUGCAACUGCUCGAGGCCGCAGCCAUCCUGGUGGGCAUGGACGCGAACGCUCGCUCGCUGCCCGAGGAAAAGGCGCUGUGGCCCGCUGCGGUGAGCCCUCCGGCGUCUGGGCUGCUCGGAUCCGAGUCGAUCAACUUUGAGACUUUGAUGGCUUCAAAGCGCCGAAACACGAUCUCGAGCAACGCAAGCAGCGGCAGCCCGGCGCGUCGAACCACGCCUUCGCUGGUGCCCAACGACAGCAGCGACGGCAGCACCACGAGCACGUACGAUCCCUCGAUGCGCAGCGUCACCAUGAGCCCUCUUGCAGGGCUGGGCAACAUGCGUCUCACGGAGGGCGACCGCAAGCACCGCGACGAGGGUCGCUACCGCCUCGACGAUGGCGCUAGUGGUAGCGGAAGCGGCAGCGACCGUGCUGACCGUUCAGGAUCCGCCGAGAUGUACGACGAUGAAGACGUCGACGACGAGGCACGCCUGGACGACGGCGAAGAGCGUUACGGUGCCGAUGCUGGUGGCGAUGUAAUGGCGCACAUGGAGAUGGACGAUGUCAACUAG